This is a messenger RNA of Drechmeria coniospora, 2916 nucleotides long. RefSeq lists its product as uncharacterized. Bases 1 to 2916 code for a protein of 971 amino acids. The record is from RefSeq and is a predicted model, not a curated record. The transcript has 6 exons. NCBI's taxonomy places the organism in Eukaryota, Fungi, Ascomycota, Sordariomycetes, Hypocreales, Ophiocordycipitaceae. Gene Ontology annotation, cellular component: cytoplasm; nuclear membrane. Gene Ontology annotation, molecular function: small GTPase binding. Gene Ontology annotation, biological process: protein import into nucleus.
AUGGCUACAAACGGUGCGCACGAGGCGUUUGUGCCAUCGGAUGUCUUGGAGGCUGUCAUGACCAUGAGAACCGGGGAACAACACAGCAAGAUCAACGCUCAUCAAUAUCUGGAACGCUUUCAGAAAUCCAAAGCUUCAUGGGCCACCGUCAUGGGGAUACUCCAGGCCAAGGCCGAGCCCGAGGCCACGCUCUUUGCCGCCAUCACACUUCGGGGCAAGUUGACAUACGACCUUUCAGCUCAAGUCUCCGUCGACGAACUUCCCGCACUCCGGACCCAGAUCCUGCUCCUCCUGAAGCACUUUGCGCCAGGCCCGAAGCCCAUCCGAGUGCAGCUCUGCGUUUGCCUCGCCAUCUUGGCUAUACAAAUGAAAGACUGGCACGAUGUCCUUGCGUCCGUCGUGCAGUCGUUUGGCGACGGUCCCGAGAGCCAUGCAUGCAUUCUUGACUUCCUGCGAGUCCUUCCCGAGGAGGUGACCGAAGGUCGAAAAAUCACCCUUUCUGAAGAUGACCUUGCCGCACGUUCACAGGCCCUGCUAGGAGACAGCACGAGACAAGUUGUGCAGCUCCUCAUCAACUACGCCCAGUCCUCGCCCGCCGCCGCCCGCAACCCCCAGCUGAUGGAAUGCAUCACCUCCUGGUUGAGGGAGGUGCCCGUCGCCGACAUCGUCAACUCGCCCUUGCUGAACGUCAUAUUUGAUGGUGUUUCCAGCGACGAAUGUGGCCAGGAAGCGUCCGAAUGCCUUUGCGUUCUUCUCAGGGAAGCGAGCGACGUUGAUGAAAGUCAAGAUGUCGUUCACGCCCUCUUCCCCCGCGUCCUCGCCCUUCGACCUCAGAUCGCAAAGGCGGCGGAGGAGGAGGAUACGGAAAAGCUCAAGUCCUUGACAAAGGUCUUUGCCGCUUCUGCCGAGAGCUGGGUCGUCGGAAUCGCCCGUCAACCGGCUCAGUUCAAGCCCCUGGUCGACGCCGUUCUCGAAUGCGCCGCCCGGGAUACGGAUCGAGACGUCAUCGAGCACACAUUUACCUUCUGGUAUGAUCUCAAGCAGUACCUCGUUCUCGAAAUAUACAUGCAAGGCCGCCUGGAAAUGGUCGACGUCUAUUCAAAGUUGGUGGACAUCCUCCUGAAACACCUGCAAUACCCGACGCCGGAUUCCGGCAAUGAAGCAGACCUGUUCGACGGGGACCGCGAGCAGGAGGAAAAGUUCCGGGAAUUCCGUCACCAAAUGGGCGAUGCCCUGAAGGAUGCCUGCGACGUCAUGGGCGUCACCGAUUGCCUAACCAAGGUGCUCCAUGCCGUCCAGCUCUGGAUGCAAAAGUAUGCCGGUCACGUCUCGGGCACCAGCGUCCCCCACUGGCAGGAGCUUGAGGCUCCCCUGUUUGCCAUGCGCGCCCUUGGCCGUAUGGUCGACAAGGACGAAAGCAUCGUCAUUCCUCAACUCAUGCCGCUGCUUGUCCAGAUGCCCACCCACGAAAAGUUGCGCUUCGCGACCAUCAUGGUCCUGGGGAGGUAUACGGAGUGGACGGCGGCGCACCCCGAGUAUCUGGAGCCGCAGUUCAACUAUAUUGUCAGCUCGUUCCAGUCCGACUCGAGGGAGAUCAUGCGAGCUGCCGCACUGUCCAUCAAGUUCUUCUGCACCGACUGCAAGCAUCUGCUGAGCGGUCAAGUCGUCCAGCUGCAGGCGUUUUACGACCAGACCUUGGACAAGCUUCCGGACGUCAGCAAGGAGGAGAUGACCGAGGGCGUCGCGAAUGUCGUCGCCGUCCAGCCUGUGGCCGAGACGUAUCGGCUCCUGAAGCUUUACUGCGACCCUCUUGUGCAGAGGCUGAUGUCCAAGGCCAACGGUGCAACGGAUGAGGAAGGAAAGCUGGCCGUCGCAGACCACCUUCAACUCAUCACCAUCUUCACCCAGAACGUGACGCCAUCGGUCAACCCGGGAGAGGAGAACCCUGCGGUCAAGUACUGGCAAGAGGUAUUCCCCAUCCUGUCGACGGUCCUAGACAACUUCCUGGACUUUGGUCCCAUCUGCGAGCGGAUUUGCCGAUGCUGGCGCAAUAUGAUCAUCUCGUACCGCACCGCCAUGGCUCCGCUGCUGCCGGACAUGGCGAAUAAGCUGGCAAGCAGCUUCAACGUCGCUCGGGAAGGUUGCUUCCUUUGGGUCACCUCGGCCAUCCUGCGCGAGUUUUCGGAGGAUCGCGAGAAUGUCAACCAGGCGACGAGGGACAACAUUUAUACCUUCUUCGAGGCUCAGACAACGGCCUUUCUUCGCGUCAUGACGGAACUCCAGCCUAAGGAGCUGCCGGAUGUCAUUGACGACUUCUUCCGCCUCGUGAUCGAUGCGCUGCUGUACUGUCCACAGAGACUGGUGCCCUCGCACCUCUUGGUGCCGGUUCUCGAAGCUGCCAUCUAUGCGCUAACGCUGGAGCAGCGGGAUCCUCUGUCGUCGACGUUGCACUUUGUGCGAGAUUUGUUGUCGUAUGGAGGCAACAAUCCGGCCAGCAGCGAGGGCCUACCGGAGCCGACCGCGGGAGAGAUCCGGGGCAUCAUCAAGAACCUCCUGAUGAGCCACGGCACAAACCUGACGAAGCAGGUCAUGGCCGGAAUGAUGAUCACCUUCCCGCGAGACUGCUUCGCCGACGGUAGCGGGGUCCUCCUGGCCAUGUUCGAGCUCCUGCCGGCGGAGACGACGGAGUGGGUGUCCCACACGAUUCAGCUGCUGCCCCCGGGAACCGUGACGGCAGCGGAAGCCCAGAGAUUGGUGACGAAGAUCAGGGAACGGCUGCAAUCUGGUGACUCCAGCGGCCUCCGGCACGUCAGGGUGCUGCUGCAGGACUUUACAAACUCGUACCGUCGACGGAACGUGGCUCCUCGUGAUGGCCUCGGCCAGCUGGAGGCCACCCGCUUCCAGUUUUCCGGCUGA